GGCCACUUGUUUUCAGUUUUGGUCAUCUUUCUUUCUUUCUUUCUUUCCACACGCACACAAGAAAUCCCAAGAAAGUCCCAGAAACAAAAACUCAUCUUACCUCUCAAUUUCCAUCUAUCUUUCCAUUUUCCCAAGAAAAGAAAACAAAUUAAACUGAUCAAAGAAGAGCAGCAGAGCAGUUGAUUGAUUUUGUAUGUGAGAAAAGAGAGAGUUUGGGAAUUAGAGGAGCAAAUAUGGGAGCUGCAGAAUUAGCUCAAGUGGUUGUCCCAAAGACUACUCAGACCAUCCCUUUCCCUGCCUUGGAUUUGGAUGUGCCCUCUUCUCAACUUGAUGUUAAACCUCCAGAAACCCCUGUGCUGCAAUUUGUUCCCAGCAUUCGUUCUGGUAGUUUUGCUGAUAUUGGUCCCCGAAGGUACAUGGAAGAUGAGCACAUAAGGAUUGAUGAUCUAUCUGCACACUUAGGCUCGCUCAUCACUUUUCCUCAACCAAGUGCCUUCUAUGGGGUAUUUGAUGGUCAUGGAGGACCUGAAGCAGCAGCCUAUGUUAGAAAGAAUGCUAUCAGAUUCUUUUUUGAAGAUCCCAAGUUCCCACAAACUUCUCAACUUAAUGAUGCAUUUCUACUAGAGGUUGAGAACUGUCUACGCAAAGGAUUUCUUCUAGCAGACAUGGCUUUGGCUGAGGACAGCAGUGUCAGCACUUCUUCUGGAACUACUGCUUUGACAGCUCUGGUCAUCGGAAGGCUUCUAAUGGUGGCAAAUGCCGGAGACUGCAGAGCAGUUCUCUGCCGGAAAGGCAAGGCCAUCGACAUGUCUCAAGAUCACAGACCGAAUUAUGCAUCGGAGAGGAGGCGUGUUGAGGAGUUGGGUGGGUUCAUCGAUGAUGGUUAUCUCAAUGGUGUUCUCUCAGUUACUCGGGCUCUAGGAGACUGGGAUAUGAAGCUACCCCGGGGUUCUUCCUCGCCCCUUAUUGCAGAGCCAGAAUUUCGACAAAUUAUUUUGACAGAGGAUGACGAAUUCCUCAUAAUUGGAUGUGAUGGCAUCUGGGACGUUAUGUCUAGCCAGCAAGCAGUUAGUCUUGUGCGUCGUGGACUGAGACGGCAUGAUGACCCUGAGCAAAGCGCCAAGGACCUUGUGAUGGAGGCGCUCCGGCUCAACACUUUUGACAAUCUCACGGUCAUCAUUGUUUGUUUCAAUUCCCUGGAUCCCAUCGAGACAUCUUCAACACGACAAAAAAGACUCAGGUGUUGCAGCCUAUCUGCAGAGGCUUUGAGCAGCUUGCGGAGUUUCUUGGACGGAAGCAGCGGCCGCUGAUUGUAUUUUAAUCUUUUUCUCCACAUUGCCCAUUUAUUUGAGGGAAGGAGGCUGUUUGUGACUGCUUAAUCCGGUUGAGCAGUACAAGCAACUGUUAGCAGUUUUCUUUAGAAACUCUACCGUGUCAUGUUUAUCACUAAUUGUACUGUGGCGUGGCGGAAUCUGAGACUGAGAGUGGAUGUACAUAACAAUUGGUUGGUAGGUAGGAUGGGGGUGUAAAGAUAGUGCCAAUGGUGAAGGUUGAUGAUGACUUUAACAACCUUCAUCUUGGAAUUGUAGUCUAUUGGUGUUGGCAUAUGAUGAUCCUUCAGCGUAAAUAAAAUCAUAUUCAGUUAUUUCUCGA
Sesamum indicum (sesame) is the source of this 1653-nucleotide messenger RNA. RefSeq names its product Protein phosphatase 2C family protein. Gene Ontology annotation, molecular function: protein serine/threonine phosphatase activity; cation binding. NCBI's taxonomy places the organism in Eukaryota, Viridiplantae, Streptophyta, Magnoliopsida, Lamiales, Pedaliaceae. Gene Ontology annotation, biological process: protein dephosphorylation. The record is from RefSeq and is a predicted model, not a curated record.